Molecule: messenger RNA, 4214 nt
Organism: Pseudonaja textilis
Lineage: Eukaryota; Metazoa; Chordata; Lepidosauria; Squamata; Elapidae
Gene: RASGRP3
Product: RAS guanyl releasing protein 3
Biological process (GO): Ras protein signal transduction
Cellular component (GO): plasma membrane
Molecular function (GO): calcium ion binding; guanyl-nucleotide exchange factor activity
Source: RefSeq, a predicted model, not a curated record
GGCACAACCAAGAGAUUUAUCAAAGGGUGCAUGUGACUAAGUUAAGUAAGAGACACAGCCCCAGCGUGAAGGAAACAGCUGCUCGUUUUUGCUUUCACACUUGGCAGCUGGACAAAGAAGGGAGAUGUUUGUGUUGAAUACCUCUGCAAAACUGAGUACAUUUUUUGAAGUGUCACGGAGAAUGCAACUUACAGUUAUUGAAUGGGGCCCUUCCUGCUUUUCGUUGCGGUGGUGAAAGUGUCAUCAUUUUUUUGACAAGAAUCAAAGGACAAUGGAGUCCAACACACUUGGAAAAGCUGCAACACUGGAUGAACUAUUAAAUACCUGCAUUAAAAUGUUUGACAACAAAGGGGAGCUGAACGGCAAUAAUUUGCCAAGAACGUUUCUUUUAAUGCAUCGAUGGUAUCUGUCAUCCACAGAACUGGCAAAUAAACUUCUCUCCCUAUAUAGAAAUGCCAAUGGAGAAAACUGCAGUGAAAUCCACUUAAAAAUCUGUUACUUUAUGAGGUACUGGAUUUUGGAAUUUCCUGCAGAAUUUAAUCUGGAUCUUGGUUUGGUUCAUCUGAUUGAGGAGUUUCAAGAAUUAGCUUGCCAUCUAGGUUAUGAAGAACAUAUACACCUUAUUGACAUUUCUAGCAUACCCUCUUAUGAUUGGAUGAGAAGAAUCACACAGAGGAAAAAAACAUCCAAGAAAGGAAAAGCUUGCCUAUUAUUUGAUCAUUUGGAACCCAUUGAAUUAGCAGAGCAUCUCACUUUUUUGGAGUAUAAAUCUUUCCGAAGGAUCUCUUUUACAGAUUAUCAGAGUUAUGUGAUCCAUGGUUGCCUGGAGAACAAUCCGACUCUGGAAAGAUCAAUUGCUUUAUUUAAUGGCAUCUCAAAGUGGGUCCAAUUGAUGGUUCUGAGCAAACCAACUCCUCAACAAAGAGCAGAAGUUAUCACAAAAUUCAUCAAUGUUGCACAGAAACUUCUUCAGCUUCAAAAUUUCAAUACACUGAUGGCUGUUGUAGGAGGCCUAAGUCACAGUUCUAUUUCACGUCUGAAAGAAACUCAUUCUUAUCUUUCUUCAGAAGUUACCAAGGAUUGGGAUGAAAUGACUGAACUGGUCUCUUCCAAUGGAAACUACUGCAACUACCGCAAAACAUUUGCAGACUGUGUCAACUUCAAAAUCCCCAUCUUAGGAGUCCACUUGAAGGAUCUAAUAGCAGUUCAUGUAGUUUUUCCAGACUGGAUCAAUGAGGACAAAGUCAACCUUGUGAAAAUGCAGCAGCUUUCAGUCACUUUGAGUGAGCUGGUAGCCCUGCAGACUGCAACCCACCAUCUGGAGCCAAAUAUGGAUUUAAUUAAUCUGCUGACGCUUUCACUGGAUCUCUACCACACAGAAGAUGAUAUUUAUAAGCUUUCACUGGUGCUAGAACCUAGAACAUCUAAAUCACCUACCUCUCCAACAACCCCUACAAAGCCAGGAGUACCCCUUGAGUGGGCAUCUGGUGUAAUACCAAAGCCUGACCCAAGUAUUAUUAAUAAACAUAUCCAAAAGCUAGUUGAUUCUGUUUUUAAGAAUUAUGACCAUGACCGUGAUGGCUAUAUUUCACAAGAAGACUUUGAAAGUAUAGCAGCAAAUUUUCCUUUCCUGGACUCAUUCUGCGUAUUAGACAAAGAUCAGGAUGGCCUUAUCAGCAAAGGAGAAAUGAUGGCAUAUUUUCUAAGAGCUAAAUCACAGCUACAGUGUAAAAUGGGACCAGGUUUUAUACAUAACUUCCAAGAGAUGACCUAUCUUAGGCCAACUUUCUGUGAACAUUGUGCUGGAUUUCUCUGGGGUAUAAUCAAGCAAGGCUACAAAUGCAAAGAUUGUGGUGCCAACUGCCACAAACAGUGCAGAGAUCUGCUAGUUCUAGCUUGUAGGAAAUUUUCCAGGGGGACUUCACUGAAUAGUGGUCACGGUUCUUUGCCCAAUAGUCCAUCACUGCCUGGAGUACAAGAUGAAGUAUUUAAAUUUCCCACUGUAACCCCACAAAACCAGGAUCUUGAUAGCAGAGCAAUCACACUUGUAACCGGCUGCUCUCAGAAGAUUUCAGUUCAUCUCCAGCGGGUAACCACUAGUCAAGCAACUCAGACAGAACCACUGUGGAAUGAACCAGGUUGGGGUGAUUCGGGAUCACACACUUUCCCCAAAAUGAAAUCCAGGUUCUAUGGUAAAUCUGGAAAGAAUAAAGGUUUUGCAAAAUGGGAGAAUGAAAAGUCUAACAUUCCAGUCAACAGGGACACAACAGUAUGUGUGAUGGAUCAAAAUGGAACAGAGACUCUUCUAGAAAGACAGGAAGUCAAGGCUUGUUGAUUUGCUUCAGAAAAUCUGCAGUCAGAAGAUAAUUCAAGAAAACUGUGUGAUAUUUUAUAAAUCGCCUGGAUAUGGCUGAACUUCAUACCAAUGUUAUAUUCAUCAGAUUUUAUCACUGGUGACAAUGACAAGACUACACUAUUUAUUUUGUCACACAAGUAAUUUGAUCAAUCUUGCACUGAUGGAAAACAAAGGAACAUUAUAACUGUAGAACACCUGCAAUUCUGUUGCCAGCAACAGAAUCCUGGCUCUGAAUCUAUCACUACUAAAACCAUCACUACCAAAAUCAUAUGGGCUUAUCGAAGUAUCAGUUAUCAAAAUUCCUGGAUCCAAAUUUUGUCAACCUGCCACAUCCCCCAUUAACUGAAAGCUGAUUUUCUUCCUGGAACUAAGAGCUCAGGUUCCCCAGUGGCUACAUUCACAUAUUAGAGUCAUUAGGUUGAGGGUUUUCUUUAAAAAAUAUUAUUUCUCAACACGUAUGAAGCUAUCUAAAUUUUUAUAUUCAGUUUGUGAUAAUCCACAAUGUGUGCUUGCUACUUAAUUCACAGAACUGGAUGAAACAAUAUUACAUACUUGGCAUACAAAGAUUGUGGAGUUUAGGUGGUGUAAUUUAGCCUAGCUUUCUUCGAUCUUAAUAUCUGCCAAGUGCAGUUCACAAUUCCCAUCGUCCCCAGCAUGGCUAAGAGCCAACCACACCUGGAAAGCACCAAGCUAAAGAAAUCUGAAAGAAGAAUAAAAGUUGGUCUUUCACUGUUUCCUAGAAUGAUGUAAACAAGUAUUAUGUUUAAUUUCAUGGUUGUUGGAGCAGUUUUGUGGGAUUUUCACACCUUUUAGCAAACUGGAAAUAAACACUGGAUUUUAUAAAUAGCAAAUGUUUUAUAACAUACAGCACAUUUGAUGAAAAUCAGAGUUGAUAGAAUCAGUAUCCUUACCUAGAGAUUCAGUAACAUUCUGAUGUGUCAUCUUGCUCAGUACUGUAAUUUUGAAAGAGGCCAGCUGCAAUCAUGCAUCUGCUUGAAACAUUAUCCUCUGGGCUAAAUUGUAAAUUGCACAGAAUCUUGCCACAUUAUUAAUCUGUGAUAUGGCCACAAAGAUAUUUAUUUCUGUUUUAAAAACAUAAAAUUAAUCGUUGCCUUGACAAUAUGGAUUUCUGCCUAUUUAAAUCCAAAUAACUGGAGUGACUUCAAUUUAUAACUUAUUCUAUGUUGCAAAAUAUAAGGGAACCUUUUUUAAAAUUAAUAUUUAGCAGAUUCUAUUUCUCUGUUAAUAUCUCUCACUACUUCCACCAAAUUGCCAGAAAAGGCUGUAAUUCAUAAACCUAGGUCUUAAAAUCAUCCAUAAGAUUUAUCCAUUUAAAAAAAAUGCAACAUUUUUGCAUUAUUUGCAAACAACUAAAGUAUGGAAUUCUGGUGCUUACUCUAUUGAUAUUUAAAAAUUAGAUGUUUUGUAUCUUCUCAUUAUUUUAGCUACUCCUGAGGGGAAAAAAAGAAGUCUAGCCUUUGUGCUUAGAUAACUAAUUUUCAACUUCAUUUUUUAACCAUCUCUCGACUGACAGAUUAUUUCUUAUACAUCAUUUAGACAGGCCUAUACAUGUUUUUGAAAUUAUAAGGAUUUCUGGGGGAAAAUCAAUUUAUUGCAGGCAGAAUAAUUGUGACUUAUUUUGGAUUUAGAUAGGGGCCUGUAUGUUACUACAUAAUUCCCACUGGACGGGGUUAGGAAUAGAAACAUAUAAAUAAUCAAUUCUGUUUAAGGAGAAGCCUUUUUAUAUACAUAUCUUCCUUCUACCAGUCAGGUAUCAAUUAACAUUCACUUUGCAUAUCUGUGGAAAUUCCCUAGAGUACAAUAUAUAUAUAGAGAGAGACUUUCCAUAUUAUCAAGA